Messenger RNA from Terrapene triunguis (Three-toed box turtle), 8786 nucleotides. RefSeq names its product neurobeachin-like. Lineage: Eukaryota; Metazoa; Chordata; Testudines; Emydidae. The transcript is spliced from 57 exons. Gene Ontology annotation, cellular component: cytosol; membrane. Gene Ontology annotation, molecular function: protein kinase binding. Bases 1 to 8553 code for a protein of 2850 amino acids. Gene Ontology annotation, biological process: intracellular protein localization. The record is from RefSeq and is a predicted model, not a curated record.
AUGGCGAGUGAGAAGCCGGUGUCAGGGCCGGACCCGCAGCCCGCGGGGCUCAUCCCUGUCGGGGCCGGAGGAGGCGGCGGCAGCGCCGCGGUGAUGGGGGAGCUGCGAGCGUCGGGCUCCGGGUCCGUGGUGCUCCCCGCGGGGAUGAUUAACCCGUCGAUGCCGAUCCGCAACAUCCGCAUGAAAUUCGCCGUCCUCAUCGGACUCAUCCAGGUCGGGGAGGUCAGCAACCGGGACAUCGUGGAGACCGUGCUCAACCUGCUGGUUGGUGGAGAGUUUGAUCUAGAGAUGAACUUUAUAAUCCAGGAUGCAGAGAGCAUAACGUGUAUGUCAGAGCUUUUAGAACACUGUGAUGUAACAUGCCAAGCAGAAAUCUGGAGUAUGUUCACAGCCAUUCUACGAAAGAGUGUCCGUAAUUUACAGACCAGCACAGAAGUUGGCUUAAUUGAACAGGUACUGCUGAAGAUGAGUACGGUGGACGACAUGAUUGCAGAUCUUCUAGUUGAUAUGUUGGGGGUUCUUGCCAGCUACAGCAUCACUGUCAAGGAGCUGAAGCUUUUGUUCAGCAUGCUUCGAGGCGAAAAUGGAAUCUGGCCAAGACAUGCAGUUAAACUAUUGUCAGUCCUUAAUCAGAUGCCACAGAGACAUGGUCCUGAUACCUUUUUCAACUUCCCUGGCUGCAGUGCUGCAGCAAUUGCAUUACCUCCUAUUGCUAAGUGGCCUUACCAAAAUGGGUUUACUCUUAACACCUGGUUUCGUAUGGAUCCAUUAAACAAUAUUAAUGUAGAUAAGGAUAAGCCCUAUCUCUAUUGUUUUCGCACUAGCAAAGGAGUUGGGUACUCUGCUCAUUUCGUUGGCAACUGCUUAAUAGUUACGUCGUUGAAAUCAAAAGGAAAAGGUUUUCAGCAUUGUGUGAAGUAUGAUUUUCAGCCACGCAAGUGGUACAUGAUCAGCAUUGUGCACAUCUACAAUCGUUGGAGAAACAGUGAAAUUCGGUGUUACGUUAAUGGUCAACUGGUAUCCUAUGGUGAUAUGGCUUGGCAUGUUAACACGAACGAUAGCUAUGAUAAAUGUUUUCUUGGCUCUUCAGAGACAGCUGAUGCAAAUAGAGUGUUUUGUGGUCAACUUGGAGCAGUAUAUGUGUUCACUGAAGCACUCAAUCCAGCACAGAUAUUUGCAAUACAUCAGUUAGGACCUGGAUAUAAGAGUACUUUCAAAUUUAAAUCUGAGAGUGAUAUUCAUCUGGCUGAGCACCACAAACAAGUUCUAUAUGAUGGGAAACUUGCAAGUAGUAUUGCCUUUACUUACAAUGCUAAGGCUACUGAUGCUCAACUAUGCCUUGAAUCCUCGCCAAAGGAAAACCCUUCAAUUUUUGUACACUCUCCACAUGCUCUUAUGCUUCAGGAUGUGAAAGCUAUAGUAACCCACUCAAUUCACAGUGCAAUUCAUUCGAUUGGAGGGAUUCAGGUUCUUUUUCCUCUCUUUGCCCAGUUAGACAAUCGACAACUAAAUGACAGUCAAAUGGAAACAACUGUCUGUGCCACCCUUUUGGCUUUCCUGGUCGAACUUCUUAAGAGUUCAGUAGCCAUGCAAGAACAAAUGCUGGGUGGAAAAGGCUUUUUAGUCAUUGGCUACCUCCUUGAAAAGUCAUCUAGAGUUCAUAUAACCAGGGCAGUUUUGGAGCAAUUUUUGUCUUUUGCAAAAUAUCUGGAUGGAUUGUCACAUGGAGCACCUUUACUGAAGCAAUUGUGUGAUCACAUCCUUUUUAAUCCUGCUAUUUGGAUACAUACCCCUGCAAAGGUGCAGCUUUCACUGUAUACCUAUCUGUCUGCUGAAUUUAUUGGCACUGCUACUAUCUACACCACCAUACGCAGAGUAGGAACAGUAUUACAGCUAAUGCACACACUGAAAUACUACUACUGGGUAGUUAAUCCUGCUGAUAGCAGUGGCAUUACUCCUAAAGGACUAGAAGGUCCUCGGCCAUCACAGAAAGAAAUCAUAUCACUACGAGCAUUUAUGCUUCUGUUUUUGAAACAGCUUAUAUUGAAGAAUACUGUGUUCUGUUCUCAUACCAACAUUUUUGAAAUAUCGGAGAGGGUGCAAGUCAUUUAUAAAUUACUGGCUUCCAAAAGUGAAAGUAUCUGGGUGCAGGCUCUGAAGGUACUGGGAUAUUUUCUCAAACACCUGGGUCACAAACGAAAGGUUGAAAUCAUGCAUACCCAUAGUCUUUUCACCCUUCUUGGAGAGAGGUUGAUGCUGCAUACAAAUACGGUGACCGUUACAACAUAUAACACACUUUAUGAGAUUUUGACAGAACAAGUAUGCACUCAAGUUGUUCAUAAACCACAUCCAGAGCCAGAUUCUACAGUGAAAAUUCAGAAUCCAAUGAUUCUUAAAGUGGUGGCAACAUUGUUAAAAAAUUCCACACCAAGUGCAGAGCUGAUGGAAGUUCGGCGUUUGUUUUUAUCUGAUAUGAUAAAACUUUUCAGUAAUAGUCGUGAAAACAGAAGAUGUUUACUUCAGUGUUCGGUGUGGCAGGACUGGAUGUUUUCUCUGGGAUAUAUUAACCCUAAGAACUCUGAAGAACAGAAAAUCACAGAGAUGGUGUACAACAUCUUCCGUAUUCUCUUGUAUCAUGCAAUAAAAUAUGAAUGGGGAGGCUGGAGGGUCUGGGUGGAUACUCUUUCUAUAGCACAUUCCAAGGUCACCUAUGAAGCUCACAAGGAGUAUCUAGCAAAAAUGUAUGAAGAAUAUCAAAGGCAAGAGGAAGAGAACAUAAAAAAGGGGAAAAAGGGGAAUGUGAGCACUAUCUCAGGCCUUUCAUCUCAGACAACAGGAGCAAAAGGUGGACUGGAAAUUCGAGAGAUAGAAGACCUUUCACAAAGCCAAAGCCCAGAAAGUGAAACAGAUUACCCUGUCAGCAGAGAUACCAGGGACUUGCUCAUGGCUACAAAGGUGUCAGAUGAUGUGCUUGGAAGUUCAGAUAGACCAGGAGGGGGUGUACAUGUUGAGGUUCAUGAUCUGUUAGUUGAUAUAAAAGCUGAAAAGGUAGAAGCCACAGAAGUAAAGCUUGAUGAUAUGGAUUUAUCACCAGAGACUCUGGUAACUGGAGAGAAUGGUGCCCUCGUGGAAGUUGAAUCCCUUUUAGAUAACGUAUAUUGUGCUGCUGUUGAGAAACUCCAAAACAAUGUCCAUGGUAGUGUUGGUAUCAUUAAGAAAAGCGAAGAGAAGGAUAAUGGGCCUUUGAUAACACUGGCUGACGAGAAAGAUGAACCUUCUACUAACAAUACCUCAUUUCUUUUUGAUAAAAUACCCAACCAAGAAGAGAAACUUCUCCCUGAACUUUCCAGUAAUCACAUUACUAUUCCAAAUGUACAAGAGACUCAAAUGCAUCUUGGUGUAAGUGAUGAUCUUGGAUUGCUUGCUCACAUGACUGGUAGUGUAGAUAUAACAUGUACUUCAAGUAUAAUAGAGGAUAAGGAGUUCAAGAUUCAUACCACUUCAGAUGGAAUGAGCAACCUUUCUGAAAGGGAGUUAGCUUCAUCAUCCAAAGGAUUAGAAUAUGCUGAGAUGACAGCUACAACCCUGGAGACAGAGUCUUCUGGUAGCAAAAGUCUACCUAAUGUUGAUGCAGGAAGUAUAAUAUCAGAUACAGAAAGAUCUGAUGAUGGUAAAGAAGCAGGGAAGGAGAUAAGGAAGAUCCAGACAACUACUACAACCCAAGCUGUGCAAGGUCGGUCUGUUACCCAGCAAGACAGAGACUUGCGAGUUGACUUGGGAUUUCGAGGAAUGCCAAUGACAGAAGAACAACGACGCCAGUUUAGUCCAGGUCCACGCACAACUAUGUUUCGUAUUCCAGAGUUUAAAUGGUCUCCAAUGCACCAGAGGCUGCUGACAGAUUUGCUGUUUGCAUUAGAAACAGAUGUACAUGUUUGGAGAAGUCAUUCUACAAAAUCUGUAAUGGACUUUGUCAAUAGCAAUGAAAACAUUAUUUUUGUACACAACACGAUCCACCUCAUUUCCCAGAUGGUAGACAAUAUUAUCAUUGCUUGUGGAGGGAUUUUACCAUUGUUAUCUGCAGCCACAUCUCCAACUGGUUCUAAGACUGAAUUGGAAAAUAUUGAAGUGACACAAGGAAUGUCAGCAGAGACAGCAGUGACUUUCCUGAGCCGUCUGAUGGCUAUGGUUGAUGUACUGGUAUUUGCCAGUUCUCUAAACUUCAGUGAGAUUGAAGCUGAAAAAAACAUGUCUUCUGGAGGCUUAAUGCGACAGUGCCUAAGGCUGGUUUGUUGUGUUGCUGUGAGAAACUGUUUAGAAUGUCGACAAAGACAGAGAGAUAGGGUGAACAAAUCUUCACUAAUCAGCAGUAAAACUCAGGAGACUCUUCAGGGUAUGACUGCAACAGCAAUGACCAAGACACCAUUGGAAAAUGUUCCUGGUAACCUUUCCCCAAUAAAGGAUCCUGAUAGACUUCUUCAGGAUGUUGACAUUAAUCGUCUGCGAGCAGUUGUUUUUCGUGAUGUGGAUGAUAGCAAACAGGCUCAAUUUUUGGCUUUGGCAGUAGUUUACUUUAUUUCUGUGCUGAUGGUCUCCAAGUACCGUGAUAUACUAGAACCUCAACGGGAGACUGCAAGAUGUGGGAGCCAGGCAGGUAGAAAUAUCAGACAGGAAAUAAAUUCACCAACAAGUACAGUUGUGGUCAUACCAUCUAUCCCUCACCCAAGUUUGAACCAUGGAUUCCUUGCCAAGUUAAUUCCUGAGCAGAGCUUUGCCCACUCAUUUUACAAAGAGACUCCUGCUGUAUUUCCAGAGAAUAUCAAGGAAAAAGAAACACCAACACCAGUUGAAGAUAUUCAGCUGGAAAGCUCCAUUCCUCAUACAGAUUCUGGUAUUGGAGAGGAGCAGAUGCCCAGCAUCUUAAAUGGGACAGACUUAGAGACAAGCACAGGCCCUGAUGCUAUGAGUGAAUUAUUGUCUACUUUGUCUUCUGAGGUAAAGAAAUCUCAGGAAAGCUUAACAGAAAGUCCCAGUGAAAUCUUGAAGCCUGCACCUUCAAUAUCCAGCAUCAGCCAAAGCAAAGGCAUGAAUGUCAAGGAGAUACUAAAAAGCCUUGUGGCAGCCCCUAUUGAAAUUGCAGAGUGUGGUCCUGAUCCUAUCCCUUACCCAGAUCCUGCGUUGAAGAGGGAAGCUCAGUCAAUUCUUCCCAUGCAGUUUCACUCCUUUGACAGGAGUGUUGUCGUACCUGUAAAGAAACCGCCUCCAGGUAGUCUAGCUGUCACCACAGUUGGAGCUGCCACUGCUGGAGGUGUUCUGCCACCGGGUACUACACCAAACAUAUUUGCUGCUACAGGAGCUACACCAAAAAGUAUGAUUAAUACAACAGGUGCAGUGGAUUCAGGAUCUUCCUCUUCCUCUUCAUCCUCUAGCUUUGUGAAUGGUGCUACCAGUAAAAACCUUCCAGCUGUACAAACUGUUGCUCCAAUGCCAGAGGAUUCAGCUGAAAACAUGAGCAUCACUGCAAAGCUUGAAAGAGCUUUAGAAAAAGUGGCCCCACUCCUGCGUGAAAUUUUUGUAGACUUCGCCCCUUUCUUGUCCCGUACGCUGUUGGGCAGUCAUGGACAAGAACUGCUGAUUGAAGGCCUUGUGUGUAUGAAGUCGAGUACUUCUGUGGUUGAACUUGUUAUGCUGCUUUGUUCACAGGAAUGGCAGAAUUCUAUUCAGAAGAAUGCAGGACUUGCGUUUAUUGAGCUCAUCAAUGAAGGAAGAUUAUUAUGUCAUGCAAUGAAAGACCACAUAGUGCGUGUUGCAAAUGAGGCGGAGUUUAUUUUGAACCGACAAAGAGCUGAAGAUGUACACAAACAUGCCGAAUUUGAGUCACAGUGUGCUCAAUAUGCUGCUGAUAGAAGAGAGGAAGAAAAGAUGUGUGACCAUCUUAUAAGUGCUGCUAAACAUCGCGAUCAUGUUACAGCCAAUCAGCUGAAACAGAAGAUACUGAAUAUCCUAACAAACAAACAUGGUGCGUGGGGAGCAGUCUCUCACAGGUCUUUCCUUGGUGUUGAUAUUCAGUGUAUCAAAGACAUAGAAUUGCAGUUGAAUAUUCUAGGAAUGAAAGAAAUGCAGAAAAAUCACAAGUUAGAUGUUGUUACAAUAGGUGGUGUAGGCCCGGUGGUUCUCAGCACGCCGGCACAGCUCAUCGCCCCUGUUGUAGUGGCCAAAGGUACCCUCUCCAUCACCACCACGGAAAUCUACUUCGAGGUGGAUGAGGAUGAUCCGGCCUUCAAGAAGAUUGACCCCAAAGUUCUUGCCUACACAGAAGGCCUUCAUGGAAAAUGGAUGUUCAGCGAGAUUCGAGCCGUUUUUUCAAGACGUUAUCUUCUCCAGAACACUGCUUUGGAAGUGUUUAUGGCAAAUAGAACCUCGGUUAUGUUUAAUUUUCCUGACCAAGCAACAGUAAAAAAAGUUGUGUACAGCUUACCUCGUGUUGGAGUGGGGACCAGCUAUGGUUUGCCACAAGCAAGGAGAAUAUCUCUGGCCACUCCCAGACAGCUUUAUAAGUCCUCCAACAUGACUCAGCGCUGGCAGCGACGGGAGAUUUCUAACUUUGAAUACUUGAUGUUCCUCAAUACUAUAGCAGGACGAACGUACAAUGAUCUAAACCAAUACCCUGUAUUUCCGUGGGUGUUAACGAACUACGAAUCAGAGGAAUUGGACCUGACCUUACCAGGCAACUUCAGGGAUCUUUCAAAGCCCAUUGGUGCUUUGAACCCAAAGAGAGCAGUUUUCUAUGCCGAGCGCUAUGAGACUUGGGAAGAUGAUCAGACUCCACUUUAUCACUACAACACCCAUUAUUCAACAUCUACUUCUACGCUGUCCUGGCUUGUUCGUAUUGAGCCCUUCACAACAUUCUUUCUUAAUGCAAAUGAUGCAAAAUUUGACCAUCCAGAUCGAACCUUCUCUUCAGUGGCAAGAUCUUGGAGAAACAGCCAAAGAGAUACCUCAGAUGUGAAGGAGUUAAUUCCAGAGUUUUACUACCUACCAGAGAUGUUUGUCAACAGUAACGGAUAUAAUCUAGGUGUCAGAGAGGAUGAAGUUGUUGUAAAUGAUGUUGAGCUUCCCCCUUGGGCAAAGAAGCCUGAAGACUUUGUCCGGAUCAACAGGAUGGCGCUGGAAAGUGAGUUUGUAUCAUGCCAGCUUCAUCAAUGGAUUGACCUUAUUUUUGGCUACAAGCAACGAGGACCAGAAGCAGUGCGUGCACUCAAUGUUUUCCACUAUCUAACAUAUGAAGGCUCUGUGAAUCUGGACAGUAUCACUGAUCCUGUCCUCAGGGAGGCCAUGGAGGCACAGAUACAGAACUUUGGACAGACGCCAUCUCAGUUGCUUAUUGAGCCACAUCCGCCUCGGAGCUCUGCCAUGCACCUGUGUUUCCUUCCACAGAGUCCACUCAUGUUUAAAGAUCAGAUGCAGCAGGAUGUUAUAAUGGUGCUGAAAUUUCCAUCAAAUUCUCCUGUCACACACGUGGCAGCCAACACGCUUCCCCACCUUACCAUUCCUGCAGUGGUAACUGUGACUUGCAGCAGACUUUUUGCAGUGAAUAGAUGGCACAACACAGUAGGCCUCAGGGGAGCCCCAGGAUAUUCUUUGGAUCAAGCCCAUCAUCUUCCCAUUGAAAUGGAUCCAUUGAUUGCCAAUAACUCUGGUGUGAACAAACGGCAGAUCACAGACCUUGUGGAUCAGAGCAUCCAGAUCAAUGCACAUUGUUUCGUGGUCACAGCAGAUAAUCGCUACAUUCUUAUCUGUGGCUUCUGGGACAAGAGCUUUCGGGUUUAUUCUACAGAAACAGGAAAAUUAACUCAGAUUGUUUUUGGCCACUGGGAUGUAGUUACUUGCCUUGCCAGAUCAGAAUCCUAUAUUGGUGGUGAUUGCUAUAUUGUCUCUGGAUCUCGUGAUGCUACCUUGCUUCUUUGGUACUGGAGUGGCCGACACCAUAUUAUAGGAGAUAAUCCAAAUAGCAGUGAUUAUCCUGCUCCUAGAGCUGUUCUAACUGGUCAUGACCAUGAAGUUGUCUGUGUAUCGGUCUGUGCAGAGCUGGGACUUGUUAUCAGUGGUGCUAAAGAAGGUCCUUGUCUGGUACACACAAUUACUGGAGAUUUGCUGAGAGCACUUGAAGGGACUGAAAACUGCUUGUACCCUCGCUUAAUUUCAGUAUCUAGUGAAGGCCACUGCAUCAUCUACUAUGAGCGAGGACGGUUCAGCAAUUUCAGCAUUAAUGGCAAACUCUUAGCUCAGAUGGAGAUCAGUGACUCAACCAGGGCCAUCCUCCUGAGCAGUGAUGGACAGAACCUCGUGACUGGGGGGGACAAUGGAGUAGUGGAAGUGUGGCAGGCUUGUGAUUUUAAACAGCUCUAUAUUUACCCUGGCUGUGAUGCUGGCAUUAGAGCAAUGGACUUGUCUCAUGAUCAGAGAACUCUGAUUACUGGCAUGGCUUCUGGUAGCAUUGUAGCUUUUAAUAUAGAUUUCAAUCGGUGGCAUUAUGAGCAUCAGAACAGAUACUGAAGCUGAAUGAAGAACUGAAAGCCAAGGUAAAGCUGAGAGCACAAGUGCUACAAUGAAAGGCGUAAUCUCUGGUGGAAAAACACGUCUGCAUUGACCUCCGUUGUACAUUCCAUUACACCCAGCAAUAGCUGUACAUUGUAGUCAGCAACCAUUUUAUUUUGUGUGUUUUUUCACAACUGAACACCAGCUGCUGAAAAGCAAGCUUGUAUCAUGUAAAUUAUAUGAAUUAGGAG